GUGUUGUAAAAACUUCAGCGUAGUAAACAUCUUGUGCGGACGCGGAAAAUUCACAUUUUUUCCACUUUUUCAGUUGAAAUUUUCGCUUCGUUCGCGUCGCAGGCGUCACCAGAAGCGUCCGGAAGGUCGUGGGCAUCGGCAGCAAUUGUGUGUGAGUGCAGAGAAAGAGUAGCGAUAAGAUUUGGGCGCGGUUCUUUCCCGGGGGGACUCCAACGCCGCCCCAUUUUACAUGCAAAAAAAGGAAAAAGGUGUUUGUGCCGUGAAGAGUUUUGUUUUUUAGAGGAGAAAAUCCCGUGAUUUGCGUGGAAAGGAAGUGCGAAAAUGCUGAAGUUUAUACGUGGGAAGGGUCAGCAGGUGUCUGUGGAGCGGCAGAAGCUGCAGAAGGAGCUGUUUGCGUACCGGAAGACCGUCCAGCAUGGCUUUCCGCACAAACCAUCGGCCGUGGCAUUUGAUGAGCGGAGUCGCCUAAUGGCCAUUGGGACGCAUUCGGGUUCAAUUAAGGUUUUCGGUCGCCCCGGGGUGGAGUUCUACGGGCAGCACACGUCCGCCUCGUCACCAGGAUCUUCAGGAAGUUCAGGUGGGCAGGAAUGUGCUGUUCAGCUGCUGGAAUGGGUACCCGGAACAGGGAGGCUGCUGUCACUGACAACGGCCAAUCAGUUGGUGUUUUGGGAACCAGCUGGAGCAAUUCUGGUUCCCUUGAAAACCUUCUCACUGGAUGGGAAACUGAAGAAGGUAUCCUCACUCUGCUGCUCCCUGCAGAAGGAUAUCGUGUGGAUCGGGACAGAGGGCGGGAAUGUGUACCAGUUUGAUUUGCAAUCCUUCAGCAUCCGUGAACCCAUCAUCUACCACGAUGUUGUGCUGGAACAAGUGCCUUCGACGUACAAACUCAAUCCCGGUGCCAUUGAGUGCAUCCGGCAGUUGUCUAAUGAUCCAACAAAGCUCCUCAUUACCUACAAUCGUGGCCUCUGUGUCCUCUGGGACCUGGAAUCCACCACUGUUGUGCGAUCCUACGUUGCCCCCGGCCAUGGGCAGAGUGUCGGCAUUAACGUUUCCCGUUCCGGGGAUUACUUUACGUGGUACCAUGCUGAUGGAUCCUACGCCAAGUGGCGCAUUGCCGACUCCACAAUACCCAACAACGAGAACUACGUGCCUUACGGACCUGAUCCGUGCAAAUCCAUCAAUCGUCUCAUCGCCGGGAAGCGCUCCACCCACGACAUUGUCAUCUUCUCCGGCGGGAUGCCCCGUUCAGCGUAUGGGGAUCAUCAGUGCGUCUCCGUGCACUGCGCGGAUGGGUCAAAGGUCGCCCUGGACUUUACGUCCAAAGUUGUGGAUUUCUUCGUGACCUUCGGGGAGGAGAAUGAGCAGGCCCAGGUACUUGUUGUGCUGCUCGAGGAGGAACUUGCGGCGUACGACCUGACCGAUCCCAAGGUGCCCGUCAUCAAGACACCCUACCUGCAUUCCAUUCAUGCCUCCGCCGUGACAUGCAAUCACCUUGUCUCCCAGGUGUCUGCGGAGGUAUACGAGAAGAUAAUCAUUGCUGGGCAACACCAGCAGCAAGCAAAUAGUUUGAUUGAGUGGCCCGUCAAUGGGGGUAACCUUCCGGAGAAGUUCCGUGACCCAGAAGACCCCACAGAGUACGAUAUCCUCCUCACAGGGCAUGAGGAUGGUUCGGUGAAAUUUUGGAAUUGCAGCGAUGUAAUUCUCACGCCAAUUUUGAACUUCAAAACAUCCCCAUUAUUUGGGAAUAGUGACCCAGAGGCGGAUCAUGGGCAUGAGAGCUCAGAGCCGCUGGACGAUUCGGAGCCACCAUUCCGGAAGGCGGGGAAUUUCGAUCCCUACUCCGACGAUCCGCGUUUGGCGGUGAAGAAGGUGGCGCUGUGCCCCAAAACGGGGACAUUGGCAGUGGCUGGGACAGCUGGACACGUUGUGGUGGCGAGCUUUGACAUUCUCCACGCUGAGGUACCACUGAAGGUGACCACGAUGAAUUUGGUGAGUGAUCGCGAUGGGUUUGUGUGGAAGGGACACGAUCAGCUGAAUGUGCGGCAGCAACUACUCGAUGAUACGUACACAACGGAUGAGGGGAUUCAGGUUGUGAGUGUGCUGCAGGUACUUCCACCAGCGGGAAUAACAGCUGUGACGCUGGAGAGUGCGUGGAAUCUCGUGGCAGCUGGCACGGGGCAUGGGCUUGUGUUGUUUGAUUACUUCAAUCAGCAUCCGGUAUUCCACAAAUGCACACUCAAUCCGAAUGAUUUGAGUGGGGCCGGUGAGACUUUGUCGCGCAAGAAGUCCUUCAAGAAGACCCUCCGGGAGUCCUUUAGGCGUCUCCGUCGUGGACGUUCCACGAGGAAUAACCCGUCAGCAGCUGCGGGGCAAACAACAACAAGCCCCAUCCUUGAGACACGCCCCAUUGAGAGGCAGGUAGAAGCACGUCCUGUGGAUGAUGGGAUGGGAUCAAUGGUGCGCUGCCUUGCCUUUGCCCAGACUUACAUCACAAAUAUGCAUUCCACCGUGCCGACCUUGUGGUCAGCCACCAAUUCCAGCUGCGUGUCUGUCUUUGUGCUGCACUUGCCACCGAAAUCCGAUGAGGAACUUCCGCUGGAGCAGAGGAAGAUGGUUACGGGGCAGCUGGCGAAGGAGAUUCAGCUGAAACAUCGAGCCCCAGUGGUGGGGAUUGCUGUUGUUGAUCACAAUGGUGUCCCAUUGGAUUUCCCAGGAGCCGGGAUGGCCCCACAUAGGGUGCUCAUUGCAUCUGAGGAGCAAUUCAAGGUGUUCUCCCUGCCGCAGCUGAAGCCAGUGACAAAGUACAAGUUGACCGCUCAUGAGGGAGCUCGUGUCCGGAGGAUGGCUUUUGGGCUAUUCUCGUGUCCUGCCCCAGCAGAAACAGCCAGUCCAGGUAGAGGACGCAACGCCCAGGCAGCAGCAGAAGAUCAGACGGAUGAGCAGAAGAAGAAGUACACGGAAGUUGGGCUUCUGUGCUUGACCAACCUGGGUGAUUGCCUUGUCCUGUCAGUUCCGGAACUGAAGAGGCAACUCAAUGCUGCAGCUGUUCGUCGUGAGGAUAUAAAUGGCAUCUCUUCCCUUUGCUUCACCAAUCACGGCGAAGCUCUCUACAUGAUGUCUUCGUCGGAGAUUCAGCGUGUCACCCUGUCGGCAGCAAAGAUGGUCUGUCCAGAGGGAACAAUUGAGCUCGAACCGUACGUGGCGAGUGAGGAAUUGAACACAACGCCAAUUGUCAUUGAGGACGAAGAGGUGAAGAGUGACAUGAAUACAUCGCUGGGAACAAGCAGUGACAAUGCAAUUCAUCAGAAUGCCAGCGAUGGGGGCCUCACCAAUGGCUCCCUCGAGGGGAAUAAUCGCGCCAAUGAGACAAUCAGCAGCUCAAUGGGUGACAUCACAGUGGAUUCAGUGAGGGAUCAUCUAAAUUCCACCACAACAACCCUCUGCUCAACAACAACGGAGGAAAUUGUGGGACGUGUGAGUGUCCUGACGACGCGCACAAGUGACAAAGUCACAUCGGCAACUAUUAAGGAUUUGGACAAUUUCAAUUCGCUAAAUCUCAAGGAUCUCUCACCGAUUGGGGAUACAACAGAAUCUAACACUACCUCCGUUGUUGUGAAGUCUGUUAUCACAUCAAUUUCCCAUGGGGGUACAAAUGGGGAGCCAGAAACCGUAACAACCACCUCAUCUUCGACAACAAGGAAGGAGAGCCAAUUUUAAGAGGAAGGGGAGAGUUUAGUAAGGAGGAGUAUACGCAGCAAAAGAAGUGCAAAAAUGGCUUCCCAAGUAUUAAAUUUAAAAAAAAAGAUAAGCAGAAAACUAAAAGGAUAAGGAGUGUGCAGAUGAAGUGCGAACAAUCCCCAGGAAUAUAUGGCCUCAUUGUUUUUGGCAAUUUAACUAUCAUUCAAAUGUGUCGUAUUUUUUCACAUUUUAUAACAAUUUACUUAUUAUUAAAUUUAAUUUUAUUGUCUAGGGACAGAGAUGUUAAUGUUUAAAAUUUAUGGAGAGUAAAAAAAAAACAAAACAUUGCCUUAAUAUUUUUCCUUGUCUAAAUGUUAGAUAAAAAAGAAACAAAA
Lutzomyia longipalpis is the source of this 4073-nucleotide messenger RNA. It is a transcript of the gene l(2)gl, whose product is annotated as lethal(2) giant larvae protein. Bases 322 to 3717 code for a protein of 1131 amino acids. Gene Ontology annotation, cellular component: cytoplasm; plasma membrane; cortical actin cytoskeleton. The transcript has 4 exons. NCBI's taxonomy places the organism in Eukaryota, Metazoa, Arthropoda, Insecta, Diptera, Psychodidae. Gene Ontology annotation, molecular function: syntaxin binding; GTPase activator activity; myosin II binding. The record is from RefSeq and is a predicted model, not a curated record. Gene Ontology annotation, biological process: regulation of establishment or maintenance of cell polarity; establishment of spindle orientation; regulation of Notch signaling pathway.